AUGGACUCCCAUCAACAGAAGCAGCCCUUCACCCCACCGCCUCAGGUUUAUGAGCAGCAGGUGAAACAGCCUUCCCUGCCUCCACAAGAGCCAUUUGUCCCCAUCACCAAGGAACCGUGCCUCCCCCAAGUCCCACAACCUGGAAAAACCAAGGUUCCAGAGCCAAGCCACCCAAAGCAACCAGAGCCAUGCCACCCCAAAUAUCCUGAGCCAGGUCCCUCCCCAGUGACUCCGGGACCCGGCCAGCAGAAGACCAAGCAGAAGUGA
Messenger RNA from Echinops telfairi (small Madagascar hedgehog), 267 nucleotides. Its product is annotated as cornifin-like. The record is from RefSeq and is a predicted model, not a curated record. The transcript has 2 exons. Bases 1 to 267 code for a protein of 88 amino acids. Lineage: Eukaryota; Metazoa; Chordata; Mammalia; Afrosoricida; Tenrecidae.